CAGGUCGAGGAUCCUAUAGAAAGGCUCCUCUGUUUUAGUGGAGGGAGCGUUUGGCAAUGGCCACUGUCUUGGGUAAUGAUAUUUUCAGAUAGCAGCAGAGCUUCCACCAUGCUAAUCCAAUCACAUCCACUUCCAUUCUUCUCAAAUUCCAACGCAGAUACAUCAAGGGUUCAGUCCCUAUUACAAUGUAGCACUUCAGAUGCAUGUGGUUAUGGAAAGGAGAAAAGUUUGGCCUCAGCAUGGAAAGUGUACAUAAGAAUACCAAGAAAAUCAAACUUCAAUGUCAGACGUGUGAAUGUGCGGAAUGCUCCAGUUAUCAAGGCUAUUGCUACGUUUGAACCAAAGCUUUUGGUUCAGAGAGGAGAUGGACUUGGGAAGGAUUAUGACUUACAAUCAGGGCCGGAUUCGAUCCAGCGAACGCUUCGAUCUCUGAGGGAUGACACCAAUGAAAUGGAUGAGAAGGAAAGGUUGAGGCGAGUGAGGAUCUCAAAAGCAAAUAGGGGGAAUGUUCCUUGGAACAAAGGCAAGAAACAUAGUGCAGAAACCCUUAGACGGAUACGAGAGAGGACCAAACUAGCAAUGCAGGAUCCCAAGGUCAAGAUGAAGCUAGUGAACUUGGGACAUGCUCAGAGUGAGGAGACAAGGAAAAAAAUCGGUGCGGGAGUGCGGAUUGGGUGGGAGCGUCGCCGAAAAUGGCUGAUGGUUCAAGAAACGUGCCAUUUUGAAUGGCAGAACAUGAUCGCAGAAGCCUCUAGGAAGGGCUACACUGGAGAAGAUGAGCUACAGUGGGAUUCAUACAGGAUCUUGGACAAACAAUUGAAAAAGGAAUGGUUGGAGAGUAUCGAGAAGAGAAAAACAGCGCCGAGGCCGAAAGGCAGCAAGAGGGCACCGAAAUCCCCUGAACAACGGAAGAAGAUCUCAGAGGCCAUUUCCGCCAAGUGGGCAGAUCCUGGAUAUCGUGACCGGGUUUACAAGGCACUUUCUGAGUAUCAUGGUACGCCCGUCGGUGUUAAAAGAAAAACACAAAGAAAGCCAACUGGAGAAACACCAUCUUUGAAACAGAGCUCAACAAGCAAUAGAGCUACAGUACAGCGUAUCAGUGCUUCGACUGAGGGUAGGAGUCUUGGGAAAGCGGUACCCAGGCAAAAGAAAGAUACAAUACCAUCAUAUGAGGAUCCUCUAGCAGAUUCCAAACUGGAGAUGAUAAAGAAAAUCCGGGAGGAAAGGGCAGCCAUGGAAAUGAAGAAAAGCGAAGCCAUGGAAAGGGCAAAGCUAUUGAUUGCCGAAGCUGAGAAGGCCGCAAAAGCCCUCGAGGGGUCUGCAUUGAAGAGCCCACUUGCCCGAGCUUCACUUUUGGAAACUAGGAAGCUCAUCGCUGAAGCAACUCGGUCGAUCCAAAGCAUAGAGACAGGGCAGCUUGCAUCGUGCAAUGGCAGAGAGAGUGCUGCUUCCGAUCUGGGCGGGUCUAUAAACCAGUUCCAUGAGGACCCAGAUGAUACAAUUGGCAGUACAACAUCCUAUAAAGAAGUAAAUGGGGCCAAUAUACUUUCUUCGGGUAACCAUGACGACUUCGAUAUUGAUAAAUCUGCACUGGAGAAGGUACUGAAUGGGAUGGGCCCUACGCCUGCAACUCAAAGUAAGGAAAGAAUCCCCACUGGAAUGUUUGAUGACGUCUUGCCUUCGAUGCCAUCCGACCGUCCGCUGAAACAACCGGGUCCAUCAGAUUCACGAAUCUUGCCAGACAAAGUGAACGGAGCUUCCAAUGGGGAGAAAAACAGAGUUACGACUCCGAGGAAAUUCAGUACCUCUUCAUCUGCAGUUAGGACUAAAAAGAAAUGGGUUUGCGGUAGGCUAGUUGAAGUAGCAGACGACUAAUGACUAUCUCCGAACCACCAUCCAUUAUCUUUAAUGCGGUUGCAGCAUGGAUCUUCCAUUUGGCACCGGAGAUUUUAAUGUAAGCUCUACUGUAUCUUUGUAUUUAUUUCUAAGGUAUGUGGCGUUUCGUUGCACCAAAUAUCAUGAAAUUUCAUAGAUCUUCCUGAGCCCACGUGUGUGCAAUAAAGGUCAUGUAGACGCCACACAUGUGCCAGCAUGCUAUAAUAGGUCCACGAUCCAAUCCAUCCAUCAGAAUAUCACUAUCAAUACUUUAACCUAAGAAUGAGAAUGAUCCACUGGUCAGAUGGGCCACUGUUUUCAAAACAAAUGUGCUGCUCUAACCCAUCCACACCUGUUUCCGAUAUUGGGGCCCGCAUGCUGAUCAGGCCAACAUCAUGGAUGGAUUAGAUCGGCAUGAAUUUUCCAUGCUGGCACAUGUUUGGUGUGUACAUGACAUUUGUCGCACGUAUGAGCGCGCUUAGCAAAGCUCAAUUUCAUGAUAUUUCAGGAUUAAUCAGCUUAAGUUGGUGGAAAAUAUCAUGAAAUUUCAUGUUAUUUGGUGCAUCCAAACGCCGCCUUAGGUAGAUUUUGGUGAAUAUAAGAGUAAUCCAGUUGUAGUAGCUUGUUUUGUUCUGUAUAUGUUGUGAGAUUAGUGCUAAACUUGCAAUCAACGUUAUCCGUCUAUCUAUGACAUGCUGUGGAAUUUGUGACCA
Molecule: messenger RNA, 2588 nt
Organism: Magnolia sinica
Lineage: Eukaryota; Viridiplantae; Streptophyta; Magnoliopsida; Magnoliales; Magnoliaceae
Exons: 7
Coding region: 76-1875 (599 amino acids)
Molecular function (GO): DNA binding
Source: RefSeq, a predicted model, not a curated record